AUGCCACUAACGCUCGUCCCGCCUUCUUACUGGGAGGACAUUCAAAAGUUUCAUAUCUUGGCGACUGCGGUUUCUCAGGAUGAAAAGACCGUGGUGAAAGUUUCUAGAAAGGACCGUGGGGUGAAGUUCUUUUUGGAUCUAUGGGAUUUGAAAGGCUACCACUACUUCUCCGACAGCCAGAAGAAGAAAGAUCUGAUCAAGUCAAGACGACCAGUGGCAUGGAUAGCAUGCACGAUCGAUGGAGUAGAAAGUCUCGACAUGUCGUUCCUCGAUGUCGCCUUGUCGAGCAAUGGAGAGCUUGUGACUGUGUUUGAUAAACCUCGCGGCACAAGAGCAGCAGCAGCAGCAGCAGCAGAAGUUACGACGGUCAAGAAACAGGUGUCUGAAAAGGAAACGUCGGCAGUCAGUGGUGGUGAUAAUUAUGCUGUCCCUCAGAGCAAAGGAUUCAAGGAAGUUCAAUACGACAAGGUAUCGCCACUCUUUAAUUUUGCCGGCUUUGAAAAGUUUCAACACCGUUCGGAGCAAUGCAGCUGUGACAACAGGCAGUCAACAAAUCCGAAAGAGUUUGUCCUAGUCACUUGCAGCGGUCGCUGCUUGGAGGUGUAUGAGGCUCGAACAGGACUUGAGCUGCUCUACAGUCCUUAG
Messenger RNA from Linnemannia hyalina, 645 nucleotides. The record is from the annotation of a GenBank genome assembly. Lineage: Eukaryota; Fungi; Mortierellomycota; Mortierellomycetes; Mortierellales; Mortierellaceae.